Messenger RNA from Fundulus heteroclitus (mummichog), 1660 nucleotides. Its product is annotated as potassium channel subfamily K member 5. NCBI's taxonomy places the organism in Eukaryota, Metazoa, Chordata, Actinopteri, Cyprinodontiformes, Fundulidae. The record is from RefSeq and is a predicted model, not a curated record. The coding region runs from base 117 to 1469 and encodes 450 amino acids. The transcript is spliced from 5 exons. Gene Ontology annotation, molecular function: potassium ion leak channel activity. Gene Ontology annotation, cellular component: membrane. Gene Ontology annotation, biological process: stabilization of membrane potential; potassium ion transmembrane transport.
GAAAACCAGGAAGAAAGGCGAGCGGAGCAGACAACAACACUCCUCUGUUGGAAUGCGCCGCUGUUCGCCUUGCAGCACAACUCGCCUCGGAGGAAGAGGAUGAUUAUGGCUUUAAUAUGGCUGACAAAGGUCCCUUUUUAACUUCGUGCAUCAUUUUCUACCUCUCGAUCGGAGCUGCGGUUUUUCAGAUUCUUGAGGAGCCAAACUGGAAAGCGGCAAGAGACAAAUAUAUCCAUGAGAAGGAAAACCUCCUGAAGAGUAAUCGCGUCACAAAGGAAACCCUAGAUGAGAUACUAAAGAUAGCGUCUGAGGCGGCGGGCCAAGGCGUGGCCAUCACCGGGGACCAUCACCGCAACACAUGGGACUGGGUCAAUUCUGUCAUCUUCACCGCCACCAUCGUCACCACAAUAGGUUAUGGUAAUGUUGCUCCCAAGACACAAGGUGGCCGCGUGUUCUGCAUCCUGUACGGCUUGUGUGGGAUUCCUCUCUGCCUGGUGUGGAUCAGUACGCUGGGGUCCUUCUUCGGAGACCGGGCCAAACGACUGUCUGGGAUUCUCAUAGAAAAAGGGGUUUCAGUGAAAAAAGUCCAGUUCAUGUGUACGGCCUUAUUCCUCCUAUGGGGUCUGCUGGUGCACUUGGUGAUGCCCCCGGUGGUUUUCAUGUAUGUGGAAGGAUGGAGCUAUCUGGAAGGGAUCUACUUCUCCUUCAUCACACUCACAACGGUUGGCUUUGGAGAUUACGUGGCAGGUGUAAAUCCUGACAUGGAAUACCCAAGACUCUAUAGGGUAUUGGUGGAGUUAUGGAUGUACAUGGGACUGGCCUGGCUCUCUCUGUUCUUCAGCUGGAACGUCCACAUGGUUGUGGAAGCUCACAAGGUGCUAAAGAAGAAACGGCACCACAGGCACAGGAACAGACCGCUGUAUAACCAGGAGCCAGACUCCGAGGAGGAGAGACACCGUCAGGACCAGAAGCCGACCGUUGUCGACAUCUUCAACUUCCUUUCCGAGAAGGACGAGGACUACAGCACGGUCAUCAAAGAGAUUGGAAAUAAUGCAAGGAAGAGAAAACCACCAGAACUCAAGAACAUAAACCGCUCCAAGAGCUGCAGUGACAUCCUGGCCAACAGCAUUCGGGCCUUGGACCACUCGCCGCGGCACCGCCGGCACAUCAGCUUAAGUGACGUGUUUGCGGAAGCAAAGGUGGACGAGAGUAAACAAGAGGAAGAGGGUCUUCUGAGGCAGGAAACCACCGAAGAGUCCACGCCAGGAGAGCGUGAGCAAACGGACCAGGAGGGGGACCAGAAUGAUGGCUCCUCUGAGUCAGUAAAUGGUGGGAUCACCUUCACAGCACCCAACAGAGAUGCUGCGGAAGAAGAGAAGGUGCAGCAUCCUGAGGGUGGGGAGACUCGAUUUACAAUAUCUAAGGUAGCAGAAAAUAAUUUGACCUCGGAUAAAAAUGAAAAGGGAUGACCUAUACUCGCUCCUUGGCUAAAACAGGAAGAGACAAUGUUUUCAGUUGUAUUUGGAUGAUCAUGAAGUCAAUGCAAAACGCUAGUUUCAUACAACUUUGUUAGGGAACGUUGCUUAGAAACUUUUCUUACCUUGUUUAUUUUGUAUCACAAGUCAGUUUUUUUAUGUCAUUAAAUGUGCCUUUUUUGUCA